UCUUGCGAAAUUGAUUAAUGUAUAAAUAUAGAAAUGGAUGCAAAAAUAUUUAUGUUAUUUUCGAUUUACUCUCUAUCUGACACUUGACAUUUGCACAAUUGCAGUUCGACGUGUGAGGAGAGAGAAGAAACAAGAGGAAAGAAGAAGAAGGGAAUAGAAACUAAAGUAAAAAAACAGAGGUCGCAUUUAUUAUAAAACUCGGAAGGCGCUAAACGAUUGGCAAGUAGAGAGACAGAAGUCGGGUCGAUUGAUAAUCUUAAUCAUCAUUUGAUAAUUAGCUCUGAUGAAAUUGAAGUUCUUGAUGUAGGAAUAAGAGUUGGAAUUGAUUUUCUUGUUUUUGACAGAAUCAAUUCGGUAUAUUUUUUUUAAAGAGGUAGUAGAUUGAGACAGUACAAAUGGCAUUUACAGUAAUCCUGCAUGAGUCGAGUAGUUAGUAAACAUUCGUUAUUAUUCCAUUGAAAGUCUAAAAGUACAAUGGAUAACGAGUCCGUAGAGAACGUAUCUAGACUAAGUAGUAGAGAGAGCAGUCACAAGGACCUCACUGCAUCUCGCAGUAGUAUUAAGAGUACGAAGAGUGUGGAUAAGAACAGUUCCAGUGCUAGCCAGAAGGGCGAGAAAGAUGUACAUUUCCAAAAAGGCUCAGUGAAGAUUAAGGCUGAUGAAAAGAAAAUGGAGCUUGAAUAUAGAACAGGUACAGAUCCAUCAAUAAAGGUACCCAACAAGAUCAUUGCAAAUUGGAGACAUGCCUGUGAUCGGACAAGGGAUCGUACCAGAGAUCUGUUGAAGAGGUGGAGGACCUUACCUGAGUAUGAAGUGGUAGCUGACAAAAAGAUUGGACCAAAACUUGAUAAAACUGACUCACAGAAUGAGAGCUGUGGCUGGAGUGUACACGUUUGGACUACAUGGGUGGACAGGUUUAGUGUUGAUACAAUGGAAGCAUGGGAAAAUGAGAGUCAAUUAUUUGAGCUGACACCAAUCCAAACCAACAAAUUUACUCAUUUCUUUACAACUCUCCUUGAUCAUGAUCAAGAUGAACUUAUAUGUGAUCAAGACUUUGGGGCCUUAAUAGAGCGGUUGAGACAUUUUGCUGACUGGUCCACUAACUCACCUGAAUACAAUAUACUAAGGGAAGUUGAAAGAGGUUUUAUGGAUACAUUUUUACAAGAAAUACACGAUGAAAAAUUAGGUUUUCAGGUGAAUGGCCAAACUUAUUUAACUCUAGAUGGUUGGUUGUACAAAUGGGCGCAACUAGUGACUGGUAGUAAAAGUUUAAACGACUUUCCAAUAUGGCUGCAGUACUUUGUAAAAGUAUUAUUUCAAGUCAUCAAUAGAACCAAUAGUGGCAUCAUUACUAAAGAAGAAUUGAAUGCAUUCUAUUCAUCAGUACUGGGCCUUGAAUCCAGUAAAGUAGAUGAGAUCUUGAACCUUGCGUACUAUGCGAUGACUUCCAACGGCGACCAUUUACUAGGUUUUAAAGCAUUUCGACUAUGCUUUUCCAAUUAUCUGUUGGGUAGAUACCCUAACGGACCUGGACACUACAUCUUAGGAGCAACUCCAUUGCCUUUAUCCUCAGCUCUAUUUCCAGUCGACUAUUCGGCCUUGAACGCACAACCUGAAGAUUUAGAACAAUACGUACCAGAUAACAAAACAAAUAGGCGUAGCGUUAUCGUCUAAGGACCUAGUUAUAAUACCAACAUAUCACUUUGUUAGGCACAGAUAGGCUAUAUACAAACGAACAAGCAAAAAAAAAAUUAAUAAUGUUGAAACAAAGUAACCAACGACACAAGUGCACCUUCUCUAUUCAGAUCAGGACAGAAAUUCUAUUGUAAACAACAUCGAUCUGAUCUUAAAAUCAUAUUCUAAAGCUAUGUGAUAUAUACAUUUUAAAACGUUGUUGAUCUUGCUGAGUUUUUAGAAGGCUUCAUAAUUUUAUUAUGUUUUCUUUCGAACGGAGACAAUCUUAUUAGCGAUAUUUACAGUUACGUUUGGAUUAUCAUUUCAUUAGAGUUGCAGUUGAUUUUAAUGAUGGUUUUAAAGAAUGAACACGUUUAUGAAUGCUAUAAUGCGAGCUAUACACAAAACACACAUUUCGCACCUUAUGUAAUAAUCCACGGCCAUCUCGAUUUUUUUAGGUGUAGAGAUAUAAGCAAACUAUUAUUAAUCUUUAGCUUUGUCACUGAUAAUGGAUUAUCUUACCAGUGGUUAGUUGCUCAAAAUAUCGCGGUUCUGGCAUACUUUAAUAUCUACGCGUGUGCUUAAAAAAAACACAUUCAAAACUUAAACACUACCAAUGAGCUUAAUUUUAUGGAUUUUGCAUUUAAUCGAAUAUUGCUGUUAAAUAAAUUUUUAUGAAAAGUUAAA
Molecule: messenger RNA, 2361 nt
Organism: Nicrophorus vespilloides
Lineage: Eukaryota; Metazoa; Arthropoda; Insecta; Coleoptera; Silphidae
Exons: 7
Coding region: 475-1674 (399 amino acids)
Source: RefSeq, a predicted model, not a curated record